This is a messenger RNA of Mercurialis annua (annual mercury), 4058 nucleotides long. RefSeq names its product receptor-like protein kinase HSL1. The transcript is spliced from 2 exons. Lineage: Eukaryota; Viridiplantae; Streptophyta; Magnoliopsida; Malpighiales; Euphorbiaceae. The record is from RefSeq and is a predicted model, not a curated record. Gene Ontology annotation, biological process: protein phosphorylation. Bases 818 to 3847 code for a protein of 1009 amino acids. Gene Ontology annotation, molecular function: protein binding; protein kinase activity; ATP binding.
UGGCCAAAGUUUGGUUCGAAUAUUUUAUUUCUUAUAUUUCAUUUAGAAAGAUUUAUAAGUAUUAUUAUUAUUUUGAAUUUAAAUCGAAUAUGUACUAGUAUAAAAUAUUAUUGGUGAAUUAAAAUAGAGAAAGUCAAUGUCUUGCCUAUGAAAGUCUAUUCAAAAAUGGCGUGCUUUUAAUUUUCUUUAGUUUCUGAAGCUCAUAGAGGCGUAUGGUGUUGAGUUGCCGUGAGAAAGAUCAUUUCUUUAAUGUCAAACGUAUAGCUGUACUUGUAGGCUAUACUACUAAAGCUUCAAUAACAUGUGCAAAGUGCAAACCCACAAUAUCAAUGCACUUGUUUUUACUUUUUGAAAGCGGUGAACUGUAUCGCACAGAAACUUGUCGAGUCAUAUAUUUCAACAUUUCAUUUCCGUUCUCAUAAAUACUUCUAAAGUUCCACAACUUUAUAUUUAUAAUAUAUUCUUAUAAGAACGUAAUUGUUUGUUUUUUUAUUUCAGCAUUUUCGUUUUUAACGAUUUCGUUGUGAUAUCAUUCGGGUUGUUGGUAGAAAGUGUGAAAAACUCUAAAUGGUUGACCAUUGACUUGAAGCAAGAAUAAGACAAUGACAACUACAAAUUUUGAAUUGUUUAAGAUGAUAAGAGUUUGAAAGAAAUUACCUUUGAGUUUUUAUAUUUCUAUGUGUAGCACACGUUAUGCUUGUUCUUCUUGACAGAAGAAGAAAAACACCAUGACAACAAGUCCUUUUUUCCUAGAAGCUUACCAUCAACCUAACAGAAGCUCAGAACAAUCUACUCUUCCAAUCUGAACUCUUCCCAAAUGUCGAAAUUAACCUUUGUAUUGUCAGUUUACUUCUCUGUCCUUCUCAUUUCCGUCGUACUCGGCCAUGUCGAGUCGGAUCAGCUUUAUGAUAAAGAAGAAGCAACUCUGUUAAGAUUAAAGAAGCACUGGCAAAAUCAAAAAAGUCUCAGUCAAUGGACGCCAUCCUCAUCUCAUUGUAACUGGUCAGGAGUAAAUUGCAGCAACAAUUCUGUUACUGUACUGGAAUUUCCGAAUGUGAACAUAUCUGGAACAAUCCCACCGUUCAUCUGUGAGCUCAAGAACCUAAGAGUUCUUGAUCUUGGGAACAACAGCAUCUAUGGAACAUUUCCUUUGGUUCUCUAUAACUGCUCCAAGCUCGAAUAUCUAGAUCUUUCUCAAAAUUACCUUGCUGGCACCAUUCCGGAUGAUAUUCAUCGUUUGUCUCAGCUAUUGUUCCUUAAUCUUUACGCUAAUGAGUUCACUGGUGAUAUUCCGGUGGGUAUUGGGCAGUUACAGAAGCUCAGGUCUCUUCAACUUCAACAGAAUCACUUUAAGGGUACUUUCCCGGUGGAAAUUGGUAACUUGUUUAACCUUGAAGAGCUAAUGCUUGGCUACAAUAGUUUUAUGCCAUCUACUUUCCCAUCCAAUUUCACUCAGUUGACGAAACUUAAGCAGUUAUGGUUUGCCGACUCGAAUCUGAUCGGGGAGAUUCCGGAAAUGAUUGGGGAAAUGGCAGCACUGGAGUUGCUGGAUUUAUCGGACAACAAAUUAACUGGGAAUAUCCCCAACAGUUUGUUCACAUUGAAGAAUUUGACUAUGCUGUAUCUUCACAAUAACAAGCUAUCUGGAGAGAUCCCUCGCAUUGUUGAAUCUCUGAAUUUGGUGAAACUUGAUCUUUCUGGAAACAAUUUGACAGGAACAAUACCCGAUGACAUUGGAAAGUUGGAAAAUUUAUCAUUUCUGGCUUUGUUCUUCAAUGAACUAUCAGGUGAAAUCCCUGCUAGCAUUGGCCGUCUUCCAGCACUGACUCAUCUUAAGGUGUUCAACAAUAAUUUAUCUGGUACCCUUCCGCCUGAGUUAGGUCUUCAUUCAAUGCUUAUAGAGCUUCAGAUUUUGUCAAACAGGCUUUCAGGCAGGCUGCCUGAAUUUUUAUGCAAUGGAGGCAAGUUAAUAGGAGUGGUAGCAGAAGACAACAAUUUCAGCGGAGAAUUGCCGAAUUCACUUGGAAACUGCAGUAGUUUGCUGAUGGUAACAGUUUCACGCAAUGCAUUUUCCGGUGAGAUUCCUGUCGGCCUAUGGACAUCUUCCAAACUGGAAACACUCACGCUGAGCGAUAAUAGGUUCUCGGGUGAGCUUCCGAAUGAAGUGUCAAGGAAUCUUUCACGUCUUGAAAUAAGUAACAACGGGUUUUCCGGUAAACUUCCGGCUGGAGAUUCUUGGAGGAGCCUGGUGGUCUUCAUUGGAAGUAAUAAUUCUUUUACUGGUACAAUCCCUCAAGAGUUUACUGCUCUUCCUCGUCUUACUACUCUUUUGCUUGAUAGGAACCAACUUAGUGGACCCCUUCCAUCAGAUAUAAUCUCAUGGAAGUCGUUGGAUACUAUAAACAUGAGUCAUAAUCAACUUGCCGAGGAAAUUCCAGAUGGAAUUACUUCUCUGCCUCGCCUUCUUCAACUCGAUUUGUCAGAUAACCAACUUUCCGGAAAAAUUCCAACUCAAUUAGGAUCAUUGAAGUUUACCUUUCUCAAUCUAUCUUCCAAUCAUCUCAUAGGGGAAAUCCCAAGUCAGCUUGAAAUCUCUGCUUAUAGCAGCAGUUUCUUGAACAAUCCUGGUCUUUGUACGAGCAGUUCGCUGUUAAACCUUCAUAUCUGCAAUUCCAGACUUGAAAAGUCAAGCAAAAGUUCCACCAGAUUGAUAACCUUGCUUUCGAGUAUUAUUGCAGCAGCCUUUGUGCUGGCUCUGAUAGUUUCGUUCAUGAUAAUCAAAGUUUACCAGAAGAGAAAACAGCGAUCCAUUUCGACAUGGAAGUUCACCUCAUUCCAUAACUUGAAUUUCAACGAAUCAGAUAUACUUUCAGGAUUAACAGAAAGCAACGUAAUCGGAAGUGGAGGAUCCGGAAAGGUAUACCGAGUUGUUAUCAAAAGAUCAGGUCUCAUUGUUGCUGUGAAAAAGAUUUGGAAUGACAAAAAGUUUGAUCAAAAGCCUGAGAAAGAAUUCCAAGCUGAAGUUGAAAUACUAAGUACAAUAAGGCAUCUGAACAUAGUGAAGCUGCUUUGCUGUAUCAGCAAUAACGAGACGAAACUUCUGGUUUAUGAGUAUAUGGAGAAACGCAGCCUCGAUCAAUGGUUGCAUACGAAGAAGAGAUCAAGAAAUGCCAGCGGCUCAGUCUGUCAUGCUAACCUAGACUGGCCUAGCAGGUUCAGAAUUGCAGUGGGAGCUGCUCAGGGCCUAUCGUACAUGCAUCAUGACUGCUCGCCACGUGUUAUCCAUCGAGAUGUGAAAUCGAGCAAUAUCCUGCUAGAUUCUGCCUUCAAUGCGAAAAUUGCUGACUUUGGUCUAGCCAGGUUGUUGAUUCAGCAAGGAGAAGCUACAGUCUCAGCUGUCGCAGGGUCUUUUGGUUAUAUUGCUCCAGAGUAUGCACAAACAUCCAAAGUGGAUGACAAAAUUGAUGUCUACAGCUUUGGUGUGAUUCUGCUAGAAUUGACAACCGGUAAAGAGGCCAAUUUUGGUGAUGAGAAUUAUUGCCUGGCGGAAUGGGCAUGGCGUCACGUAAACCAAGGAAAGCCGAUAGCCGAUGUGUUAGAUAAGAAGAUAAUGGAAGCUUUUUAUUUGGAUGGUAUGUGCAUUGUAUUCAAGGUUGGAGUGAAAUGUACAAGUAAAAUGCCUUCUGCUAGACCUUCCAUGAGAGAGGUCUUGCAAAUCCUAGUUCAAUGCAGCCAACCACUUGACUACGGAUUAAAGAGCAUUGGUUUCGGAAGAGAUAAUGAUGCGGUCCCGUUCCUUAAGAAUUCAAAUCCUGAGGAACUAUCAGGCAGUGAUGAUAAUGUGUGAUCUCUCUCCAGUUACAUCUUUUUAUCUACCGAAACGGCCCCAAAACACAUAGUAUAAAUUUCGGAAACGAAGAAGAAAUGCAGCUUCCUCCUGUUUCUGUGUAUCAUAAUUUCUAUGUAUCAUAAGUAGCAACUAAAUCAUAUUCAUAUCACAUGCUCAGAUAGAGAUAACAUAGAUUUUUAAUAUAGAAGAUUGGAUCUUUUUUUUUUCA